CAGUCGGUGAACUCUAGAAAAGGAAUGUGAGCAACUGUCCAAGAACCUUUCCAAACAUGCGCCGGGCAUCUCCGCACCCAAGUAGUCCAGCGGCAUUCAUCGACGCCCUUGAACGGAGAGAACUGGAUCCCUUUACCCCGAUCUCCAAACUUAAAGGAAAAAUAGCCGGCCAUGCCAGCCUGGUUGGGCGCCUUCAAUUGGAGCGGAAACUCGAAGGACACACGGGCUGCGUUAAUACUGUUCAGUGGACUAAAAACGGACAACAAAUCUUGAGUGGCAGUGAUGACUGUCGUCUGAUUAUUUGGGACCCGUUUGCUCCUCCCGGCAAGACGCCUGUUCUCUCAUCUGUCGUCAGUGGGCACGAAGCGAACAUCUUCUCUGCCAAGUUUGUUCCUUUCUCCGAGUGGGGUCCAAGCCCGCAGGCCGUUUCGUGUGCGGCGGACGGCAUGGUCCGAUACACGGAUUUCAAUCAAACAGUGGCCAAUGUCGGUUUCAGCUGCCACAGUGAUAUUGCUUACGAAGUGGUGGUAGAUCCAAACUCUCCAAAUCUUUUCUGGAGUGCGAGCGAUGACGGAACUGUCAAUCAAUACGAUUUACGUCAAUCAACGCAUUGCGCUUGCGAGGAUGACCACUGCAACCGCCAUGUGCUAAUUGACCUAAAUGCUGGGAGAGGAGGAAAGACAGAUCCCUCCGAAAGGGCUGAAAACCCUCGUUCAGACAGAGCCUCAAGCCCGUCAUUCAUUCUCCGACAACUUUUUUCCAGUAUGGGCGGCGUAAGACCACCUGAGAUUGGAUGCACAACAAUGGAUAUCAAUCCGCUGAGAACAGAGUACCUCGCUCUUGGUUGCACCGACGAUGUCGUAAGGAUUUACGAUCGCCGCCGGAUAUCAAACGGAUCGGACGCCACCGUUAAGAGACAAUCUGGGGAAGUUUAUAACUUCUGCCCAUCCCAUAUGCGCAGGUCCUUACCAGCGGAAAACGAUACAGAUAGUGACGGAGACGGCACAAGUAUGCCGUCAGCGCGUAUUCAUGGUCGUCAUCACAAAAUGACUAGCUUGAAGUACGAUCCAACAAGUAGCGGGGAUAUUCUAGUAUCGUACUCACGAGAGAAAGUCUACUUGGUGCGUCCCGGGAAAGGUGAUGGUGGCGCUGAUGUUGCUGUCUCAAUGCAAAAUGUGGUGGCAACUGGAACGGAAGGAAAAGGAGAAGCCGAGACAGAAGACUCUCACAGGAAAGAGGCAAACCGUGGGCAGGAUUUGCCGCCCAUCGAUGGGUAUUGUCAACCUCAGACGAAACUUAUGCCGCCGUCACUUGAGAAAGGUCGUUACGAUACGGAUAUUGUGCGAGUGUUUAGUGGACAUCGGAAUGAAAGAACAAUGAUCAAGGAAGCCAACUUUUUUGGGCCCAACAGCGAGUACGUGCUGUCGGGCUCUGAUGAUGGCAGAAUAUUCGUGUGGCACAAGGGCACAGGAAAGGUGUGCUGCCUCCUUAUGGGCGACCAACGGGUAGUAAACUGUCUGCAGCCACAUCCCUUUGAUCCCAUCCUUGCCACAUCUGGAAUUGAUUCCGACGUGAAAAUAUGGUGGCCAACAGCGGCUGAACCCUGGUCGGAUUGGGCAGGGUUAAAUGAGAUCACGAAAAGAAAUGAACGGGGACAGCGUUCCAAUGGCGUGGACAUGGAUGGGAUCGGAGCAGACAAUGACAAUGGAACGCAACCUCGAGUGCUCGUCAUGUCACCUGAUAUGAUGUUGAGACUAUUUGCGCUCAUGUCGGGCAGAGAAGGCUUUUGAGUUGCUAGUCAAAUGUAAAUCGUAUUGUACAAACUGCGCUUUUGGCUGACAUAAUAUGAUUAGUCAGCACCCA
Molecule: messenger RNA, 1863 nt
Organism: Spizellomyces punctatus DAOM BR117
Lineage: Eukaryota; Fungi; Chytridiomycota; Chytridiomycetes; Spizellomycetales; Spizellomycetaceae
Exons: 6
Coding region: 57-1790 (577 amino acids)
Biological process (GO): positive regulation of transcription by RNA polymerase II
Cellular component (GO): cytoplasm; Cul4-RING E3 ubiquitin ligase complex
Molecular function (GO): protein binding
Source: RefSeq, a predicted model, not a curated record